Molecule: messenger RNA, 1259 nt
Organism: Triticum aestivum (bread wheat)
Lineage: Eukaryota; Viridiplantae; Streptophyta; Magnoliopsida; Poales; Poaceae
Product: probable nucleolar protein 5-1
Exons: 6
Coding region: 16-906 (296 amino acids)
Cellular component (GO): small-subunit processome; box C/D methylation guide snoRNP complex
Molecular function (GO): snoRNA binding
Source: RefSeq, a predicted model, not a curated record
UCCUUGACCUAGCUGAUGGGGCGCCGACGCGGCCCUUGUUCCCUCCUCCUCCAGUGGCGGGGAUUGACGGUACUGUGCAAGCGAAAGCGACGACGCACACGCGGCAGAGGAAAGAAAUCGACCUCAACCUCAACCUCAACCUCAACCUCGGAGAAUGCUUCUUUUACUACGGCGGCGGAGUCAAUACCCCGUACAGGUACAGAUCCCAACCAUGGAGAGACGAUCUUGGUACUGUUUGAGACGCCCUCUGGCUUUGCAAUUUUCUGUUUCAAGGAGGACUACCUUAAAGAACCGAAUAUCUGGGAAAUCUUUGGCGAGCAUUUUAGGACAAAAGGGAUCGUAUGGCUGAAAGAGUUUCAAAUUUUCAAGGACAAGUCCAGUGCCAUUGAUAAUGGUACUGGUGUCAGUAGGGAGCUUACUGAGAUGAUAUCACGCUGUCACCACCCUUGCCAGAAAUUGGCCGUUGGAAAACCUGAAUAUAAAACAAUCAUCGAAACAAGCUUGCCGGGUGUACAUUGCCUCUUCGACGAAACUGUGAUGGAGGUGAUGUGGGGCCUAAAACAUCUCAUGCAUAGUUUAGUUCCCCAGGAAAAACUGACGCUCACAAAGGAGGAUCGCUUGCCAAUGAGCCAAGGACUAAAAAUGUUCCUGUAUCAUUAUGGCUUUGAUGUCAAACCGGAGUUGGUUAAUGAGCAGGUUGUUAAUGCGGCAUGCCUCUUGCGUGAUGCUGGAUUGAUCAUGGAGAGCCACUCUGAACAACUGCGCUGGGCUGCUGGCCAGUUGAAGGAAGUGUCUGGCAUUAACCCGGAAGGCUGGUCCGCGAUGAAGACGGCGACGGCUCUGACGAUCAUGUUUGACACUGUAGAAAUAACUGACGAUGAGAUGGAGGUAAUGUUUUGUAAAUGAUUAACAUUUUAUUGAAUUUUGUCAUUCAUGCAAUUCAAUACACCCUUUCUUUCAAAUUUUUACUGAACAAGAGUUAUCAACCCUGGAGAUGACUUGCCAUAAAUAUGAGGAUAUUAUUUACAAGGACUUUAGCCUGAAGAUCCACAGUGAUCUUGUGGAGAUGCGUGAAGUUAAGAAGGAUGCCCUGGGAGCACUGGGCUUCUUGCUUGGAUCAAGCGCGUGAUGAGAUAAAGCCGAUACUUUUCUAGUUAGUAUGUGGGUAGAAGUGAUCCUGGGUGGUGAGGCUGCCACUGCCCAUCCAAGAACGAAGUGUUGGACAAUGUGUGUUUGUGUUUUAGUAAUAUCGACUCUGA